GACCUGCUCUUUUGCAUUGUCACAGAGAGAGUUGGCAUUUUGCUCUUCCUAAAGAAGAAGAGAGAGCAAUGUCAGCCUCUCUCCUACGCCAUAUUCUUCCUUACUCGAGGAGAAGAAGGCGCUGGCCUCUUCAAUACUCGCUCCUACCUUUAGCAAUCCUUUCCCUAACUGUCGCUAACUCGCUGGAUCAUUCUAACAAUCAAUUCGACCCAUUUCCCGGGGAUAUACUGACCCCCUACCCCGAGGGGAGACAUGGUGGUACUAGAACAACACGUGAAAUAAGCUCCUGUCAGCACACGAGAUGGGAAAAUCGAACAGUAGAGACUUUCAAGGUUUUAACGACUCCUCCGAGUGGUGAUGGAAAACUUAAAUUUAAAAUGCAUAAAUAUGCAGACGUUGUGGCUAGAACUCCAUUACGAAAACGCUAUGCAGUCGGUACUAUUACUUUUAUUGAAGAUCCUUAUUUUACGCUAUCAGUUUUAGAGCCUUCAAGAAAAGGAACUUGUCAUCAGAACUCGUAUUAUACUACCAAAGCAACCGUCCUUGAUACAGCUGCUAAUUAUAAACAUGGCUGCCGUUUAGCAGCAAAUGGCGGGUAUUUUACCGUGUCUAAUGGUAACUGUCUGGGUAAUAUUGUGUCUGAUGGUCGACUGGUUAAAUCAGCUAACGGAGUUCAAAAUGCUAACUUUGGUAUAAAGGAGGACGGGAGUAUUGUAGUCGGGUAUAUACCGGAGGAGGAGCUGCAUAACCAGACUAACCCAUUUAGACAACUGGUUACAGGUGUUAUAUGGCUAGUAAGAAAUGGUACUAAUUAUGUUAAUGAAAGCAAGGUGAUGGAGUGUUCAGAUCAUGAAGACACAGGACCAAUGGAUACUUUUGUUAAUGUGAUAUCAGCAAGAUCAGCUAUUGGUCAUGAUGAUAAAGGAAGAGUCGUACUAGCACGUGUUGAGGGACAGACUCAUGUUAGAGGUGCAAAUCUUUACGAGUUUGCCGACGUAUUAAUUAAAAGAGGUGUGGUCAAUGCUAUUAAUCUAGACGGGGGCGGUUCCAAUACUCUAGUACAGGACGGGAUAUUACUGAACUAUCCUUCUGAUCACUGUGAUCAUGAAUCACAGUACAGGUGUGCCAGGAAGGUAUCAACAGUGAUAUGUGUCCAUGAUGUACAGUGUCUUGAACCUGAUUGUAAUAACCACGGGUCAUGUGACAUGGGGGCGUGUUCAUGUGAGUCACCAUGGACCGGAGAUACUUGUGGAUCUGUUAACUGUUCACUGACUGAUUGUAAUGGACACGGAAUAUGUAUGGAGGGUUCAUGUACCUGUGAUCCUGGAUGGACUGGAGAACUGUGUCAAAAACCUUGUCCUAGAAACCGCUAUGGAUUUGAUUGUAGGUCAUAUUGUUACUGCUAUGGACGUGGUCGCUGUCACCCAGUGUAUGGUAACUGUACCUGUGAUACUGGAUACACUGGAGCACACUGCUGGACUAAAUGUAAGAAAGGUUAUUAUGGAGUCAACUGUGCUCAGAAGUGUAUGUUUCCUGAUUGUUCUGGUAAUGGACAUUGUUCUAUAUUGAAUGGAUCAUGUUUAUGUAACAAGGGUUGGACUGGUAUAUCUUGUAAUAUAACAUUAAUAGAAAAUAAUCAAAUAAAUACAUCCUCUACCUUAUUUAUCACAUCAUCAUCAUCAUCAUUAGCUGAUACUCCUGAUGCUAGUACUGCAGUGCCAGUGAUGAACUCAAUCUCCUCAUUACUGUCUCCUACUAAUGAUGUGUCACUACAGGAUAUUACUGUAUUGAAUAAUGAUAAUAAAUCUAUUGAUAGUUGUAAUGGAACUACUACUAGUAGUUCAUCUCCUCCAGUUAAUUACAGUGCUAAUGAUGAUGAUAAUCAAUUAAUUAUUAUUAUUAUAUUAAUUGGUUUAAGUACUGUCACUAUACAUGUUAUACUGUGUGCCGUUCACAUAUGUUGUCAUGGUAACGGAGAGAUAAAGUUUAACAAGUCAGAGAUAAAGAGAGAACUGAUGGAGAGGAGAGAAUGGGAACAGAUCAUGUUACAGAACAGCAACUGGAAUAGUAGCACUGAUGAAGAUUAAUGUAUAUUCUUUUUGUAUAUUUAUUAUUAUUAUAAAUAGCUAACAGUAUUG
Amphimedon queenslandica is the source of this 2138-nucleotide messenger RNA. Its product is annotated as N-acetylglucosamine-1-phosphodiester alpha-N-acetylglucosaminidase-like. The transcript is spliced from 10 exons. The record is from RefSeq and is a predicted model, not a curated record. Gene Ontology annotation, biological process: secretion of lysosomal enzymes. NCBI's taxonomy places the organism in Eukaryota, Metazoa, Porifera, Demospongiae, Haplosclerida, Niphatidae. Bases 69 to 2087 code for a protein of 672 amino acids.